Molecule: messenger RNA, 3780 nt
Organism: Pseudomyrmex gracilis
Lineage: Eukaryota; Metazoa; Arthropoda; Insecta; Hymenoptera; Formicidae
Product: ABC transporter G family member 20-like
Exons: 19
Coding region: 775-2949 (724 amino acids)
Cellular component (GO): membrane
Molecular function (GO): ATP binding; ATP hydrolysis activity; ABC-type transporter activity
Source: RefSeq, a predicted model, not a curated record
UUCUGCUUGUGAUACACAUAUACAUAGUUGAUACUAGAAUUAUUCGGCCAUCACACCUAAAAAAUAGAUAAUCCUUUGUGCAACAGUGUUACGAAACAGCACCGACAAAAAUCGUAUACUUUUGGGACCAACGAUGUACGUGCCGGAACAAAGAAAAAACAAAUUGCUCUCACACGACGUCCACGAACGUUCAGACAGACCGCUUCGAUCUGACGAACUGGAUUAAAAAUCCAAAGAUAGAACCUCAAAUUCUCAAACGCUCUAAUAUGUCGCAACAUGAUGGUUUUUUUACAUAUUAAAUAGAAUUGACAAAUUCCAGAAUAUUGUCUUCGAAAUUGGCCUAACAAAAUCUAACAGAACAUUUGUCGAAGAAUUUGGGUCGGGCGCUCAGAAAUAGCAAUUUUACAUCUGCACGCGUAGAAUACCGGUUCCUUUGUUCAAGAUAAACCGGUCUGUUAUCCAGAGGCAAGGCGCGCGACCAGACGAGGCCGACUUUUUCUACAACGACUCGAAAAUAACAAGAGACGCCUCGGACUAUCGAUAUUACGUUGUUAAGAUUAAAUGAGACAUUUUGUAUUCGUGCGGAAGAAAAACGAAUGUAUGAAAGGACUUCCUAAAACCCCACUCUCACCGAGACCGCGCAACAUUAGAAGUGAAUCUAGCGCGCUAUUGAAACCAGCUCAAUUGCAGUCAAUGCCACCGUAGAAAGGAGCACCUCGCCUGCAAGCAACGCAAACGUUCUCCGUGUCUGACGUUGGAUCAAAGUCCGGAAAAAUGCGCUCGAAUUCAAAAGAUCAGUUGCUGAGCGAACGAUCCUCUUCAUUUCGCAAGAUGGUGCUGGAAGAAGCGGUAGUCGUAAGAAACGCCGCGAAGUCUUACGGAAAGAAAGUGGUGCUCAAAGGUCUGAACAUGACGGUCUCCCGAGCAUCCAUAUAUGCCUUGCUGGGUGCCAGCGGAUGCGGCAAAACCACAUUGCUGUCCUGCAUCGUUGGAGUUCGACAUCUUGACAACGGAGAGGUGUGGGUGUUGGGAGGAACACCGGGCAGCAAGGGUUCCGGAAUUCCCGGACCUCGAGUCGGUUACAUGCCGCAGGACAUCUCCCUGACCGGCGAGUUCACCGUGAGCGAUGCUCUGUAUUACUUCGGCAGAAUCAACGGGCUCGAUAACGUCGAAAUCGAAGAGAGACAGGAUUUUCUUACGGAUCUACUUCAGCUACCUUCGGCGAAUCAUCUGGUGAAGAAUAUGAGCGGCGGUCAACAGAGACGAGUCUCCUUCGCGGCCGCGUUAAUACAUCGGCCUGAGCUCUUAAUUUUGGACGAACCCACCGUGGGCCUAGAUCCAGUUUUGAGAGAAAACUUGUGGACUUAUCUGAUCAAGAUUACGCAAACAGAAGGCACUACCGUGCUCAUUACGACACAUUACAUCGAAGAGGCUAAGGAUGCGAAUAAGAUUGGUUUGCUGAGAGAGGGUGAGUUGCUGACGGAAUCGUCACCGCAACAUUUGUUGAACCGAUUUCAAACCGAGUCUUUAGAAGAAGCGUUUCUAACUCUCAGCCAGAUGCAGACAAACAGACUCACAGCUGUCACACAUGUAAACAACGCUCAAGUAGACGACAACAACAGUAAUAUUAAUAAAAAUAUCUCCUCAGAGGAUAAAACUUCAAGGUAUCAAAGAACCCGCGAUCAAGUUUCGUCAUUGAGAAGAUUCAAGGCUUUAAUGGCAAAGAACAUCAUACAAUUUUUUCGCUAUUAUUCAGGACUCGUUUUCGCGGUAUUCUUCCCGUUAUUGCAAGUGUCCGCGUUUUUCAUCGGGGUUGGCGGUGAACCGAAGGGUUUGAAAAUCGGAAUCGUCAACGACGAAGCCGGCAACUGCGAUUACGGCAACGAUAUCGGCAACAUAUGGUACAACGAAGUAAACGAUAUACCGGAGUGCAACUGGAGCAAUCUCAGUUGCAGGUUCAUACACAAUUAUAAGGAUACCAUCUUAGAACAGGAAUAUUACAACGACAUCACCGAGGCAAAUGCUGCUGUGCAGAAGGGAAAAGUUAGCGGCGUGAUGCACUUCGGUUCAAAUUUUUCCGAAGCUCUGCUGUCCCGACUGGACGUGUCACUUGCCACGGUCAAUACAAGCGAAUAUUUAGCUGACAUCACAGCCAGUCAGAUCAACAUUUUUCUCGAUAUGAGUGACUUGCAUCUUGGAGUUAUUGUGAAGAAAACGCUGAUGGAUCAUUUCUUCGAGAUAUUUCAAGAUGUGCUAACGAGCUGCGGAUAUCCAGAAAAAUACACCAACUUACCCAUUCGGUUUGAAAAUCCUAUAUACGGCAGCAACAAUUAUACCAGCUACAAACAAUUUAUGGCGCCGGUAUAUCUCCUGACACUUGCUUUUUUUAUUGCCACUUACGUGUCCAGUUCCUUGCUUAUCACGGAGCGAGCGGAAGGUGUUUGGAACCGAAGUCUGGUUCAAGGAGUCAAGACUGCGGAGAUCUUACUGUCUCACUUCUUAACUCAGUCCGUUAUUAUAUGCGUUCACACCGCGAUAAUAAUGUGCUUAUCAUUUCCUGUAUGGGGUUUAGAUUGUCAAGGUUCCUUGUACAUUGUAACUCUGUUUGUGUUUCUCAUGGGUCUUGGCGGACUGAUGUAUGGUUUUUUCAUCUCUGUUACGUGUUCGAAUCACACAAUGGCGCAUUACGCUUCAGCCGGCAGCUUCUGGCCGCUUGUACUACUCACCGGUGGCUUAUGGCCGGUCGAGGGAAUGCCACGAGGACUUCGCUAUAUUAGCUAUAUCUUGCCAACAACUUUGCCGUCCAUAUCCAUGAGACAAGUUAUGGACAAAAGCAAACUCAUAUACGAAUGGGAAGUUUUCAACGGUUUUUUAAUCAUAAUUGGGUGGAUAUUGGUUUUGUUGAUGUUCUCUUUAAUUAGUCUAAAGUCACACACGAAAUUUUCGUGAUGUCACCUACAAAAAUUUAAACUAAAUUUAAUUUAAAAUAUUGCUAUAAUUUUUGUUUUUUUAUAGAUUUACAAAAUCAAUUUGCUCAGACAGUUGUUAACAAUUUCUUACAAAUAUUUUUUCUUACGAAUAGUUCUCAUAUUACUGUGUGCGUAAAAAAUUAUAAAAUCAAAACAAGUAAUAAGUUUCUCACUUUGUUGUUUUUUUUUUUUUGAUGAAAGUGCAAUAUUACGUCACACAAAAUAUUGUAAUAAUAAUAAUAAUAAUGUUUGAUGCGUAUGCGUGUGUGUGGAAUAUAAUUGACUUAAGUGAUUUUCAAUUGAUUUUUGUGUGAUGAAAAUUGUGAUGAAAUUUGUGAACGAUAUUUUUAAAUCAUAAGUACAAUAAAUCGAGAGAGAAAAAAACGAGGAAAAAAAAUAAAGUUUUUGAAAUAGUAUUUUUGUAUUUUCUCUUCUCUUUAUAAUAUAAUUCCUCUUACAUGUACAAAGAUACAUGUUUUCCUAUAUACAAACAUGUACACAGCUUGCUAUACAGUUUACUACAUAUAUAUUUUGCUCGCUUAAUUCCCGUGUGUAUAGUUUAUUAUACUUAUAGAUAUAACUGUAUAAUUAGUUUUAACGCGUAUUACCGUGUUUAACGAUAUAAAUAUAGUAAUUAUUAAGAAAACCGCUGCUUAUCACAAAUUUGUUGUCGUAAGUAAGCUGUAUUACAAUACAACUCUACAUUUGGUAUCAGUUGUGUGUCAUCAUUACACGUAAUGUUUAUACUUAUUACAUAAUUAACACAACGAUUAAUCAAUUAUAUUUAAUAGUAUAUCUUUCUCUUUUUUUU